UAACAUCACAUCAGGUGGGCGCAGAUGAGCUUUUCGCUCUGUGCUAUGAUAUAAACUAUUGUCACUACAAAAGCUAAAAGAAGAAGUCAAACUAGAAUUCUGAGAUUUCUUUUUACCCUUAAAAGACUCAGUGUGUCACACCCCUCCUCCUUCCUUCCUGUAUGCAGACUAAAAUAACGAGCUAACGGACACGCACCCAACGGGAAGAUAAUGAAGCGAAUUUUCUUCCAUUUAAGAAAAAAACCCUAAAAAACGCAUGUGCUGCGGCGGCAGCAGCUCUGUAGCAAUCUGAGUGUGAUCCGUUUACUUCUGAUAAAUGUCUCAUGCUUAACCUGCUCAACAGGAAGAUUUUUUUCAUCGGAUUUUAAAUUAUCGGCACUACAAAGAUUUCACGACCUGGACCAAAACGAAUUUGAGCUAAAAUGAAAAAUGAUGGGCCAAAAUCAUCAGAGGCCUUGUGUUCUGAAAAUUAGACAGUUGAUGUACAUCACUUGUGUCAUCAUCAUCAUCUAUCUACUGUUUUGGACCUACAGGACUGACAAAACGUUCGCCCACUGGAUCCUGUACUACAGAGGAGUCUCAAGUUCACCAAUCUUAGAUCAACUAAAUGUGACUCAGAAGAGUAGUCAAGGACAUGUUGCUUUGCAACUGCCAAGCAGAAUGGAGCAUCAGAGACAACAAUCCACCCAGAGCAUUAUGAAGGUUAAAGGCACAAAGACACUGCUGGUAUCGGCUUAUCUGGAACACCGCACAGACGAAAAACAGGUUUGUGUCAUUGCAGUGGUGCUGCGGAGUGAGAACGUGGCCUAUCGCUGUCUCUUUCGUUGCCAGGACAAGCAGCUCCUCUCUAAUGGUGUGGCCAACAUCCACAGGGAUCACUUCGGUUUUGCCUAUGGGACAGCAGACAUCAUGUGCCCCCUCCCCUCAGGCUGUGAGACACCAUCUUCUAUUGCCGUGACCUCCGCUGAUACCAGCUCUACAAAUGAUCCCAACCAAGAGUUUUUAGAGGUGAAGAACCAGCAGGAGAAGACAGAAUCUUUUCCUUACGACUUCACCGUCUGCAUCUCCACCAUGUUUGAUUUUACCAACGUGUUGCAGCUGGUACAGAGUUUUGAGAUGCUGCAGUUACUGGGAGUGAACAGAGUGGUUGUCUAUAAGACCAGCUGCAGUCCUGAAACACAACGAAUACUGGACUACUACACACACAAAGGUUUAGUGGAGGUGAUUCCUUGGUCUCUGUCCAGAUAUGUGAACGUGUCUCGUAGCUGGCUGCCUGAACAUGGUCCCGGUGAACUCCACUACUUUGGUCAGAUUCCUGCUCUCAAUGACUGCCUUUACAGAUACAUGUACCAGUCCAGAUAUGUGGCUCUACAUGAUAUAGAUGAGCUCAUACUGCCCCAGACUGUCACCAGCUGGGUAGAGUUGUUGCCGCUGCUGGAGAAGAAAUAUGGUGCCAACAAGUGCUACAGGUUUGAGAAUGACGUGUUCCCCAUCAAUUUCAUGUCACCUCCUCCAGCCUCCCAAAGUCUGCCACCACAAGCAGACUGGAAGAAUGUUCCUGGUGUGAACAUCUUGGCUCACCUCUACAAAGAGCCAAUCUUUUCUGAGACUUACAGUAACUUCAAGAUCAUUGUCAACCCUCGAGCAGUGUUUUCCACAUCUGUUCACGGGGCGCUGAACGCACAGGAUGGCUGGUCCUGGAUUGACCGGAGCAUAGCACGGAUGUACCACACAAGAAGUCCCAUACAAAAAAGCCUGACAAAAGACAAGUUGAUUUAUGAUGGGAGACUGCUGAGCUACAGCGCCCACUUCAUACCAGCUGUGAACAAAGUGCUGAGAGAGACUGGAUUCCUACCAAGCACACACUAGACUCACUGUGAAAAACCUGCUUGCAAGUUUUGAGACUUGUCUGCUCAAUACCUCUUUUAAGCUUUAUCUGAAGAGUAUGACUUUAUUUUUGUUUCAAGGAUUCCCUUGUAAAAAAACAGAAAAAUACAUGAACGCUUCCACAUGAGAACUGGAAAAGAUAUUGGGCCAAAGACAAGUCAACAAUAAAAUAAAAAACCAACAGUUCA
Molecule: messenger RNA, 2075 nt
Organism: Oreochromis niloticus (Nile tilapia)
Lineage: Eukaryota; Metazoa; Chordata; Actinopteri; Cichliformes; Cichlidae
Exons: 10
Coding region: 430-1869 (479 amino acids)
Cellular component (GO): cytoplasm
Molecular function (GO): glycosyltransferase activity
Source: RefSeq, a predicted model, not a curated record